UCGCUAAACUUACGAGAUUUAUCCGAAAUUAAGAGAAGAAAAACCAAGAAAAAAUUUAAGCGAUGGGUCGUAAGUCGAAAAGUAAGGGCCAGUCGCAGAGCGCAAAGACUUUAAAUAAAGCGAAGAAAGAUAAAAAUGUUUUUAAAGUCUCGGAUAAGAAUCAUUCUAAAAAGGCCAAACAAGUGCGCGGUAAUUUAAAAAAGAUAAAAGAUGAGGUGAAUAAAAAACAAGAAAAAUCUGAUGAGGCGCUUAAAGAGCUGCAUAAGGAGUUAGUUAUGAAGAAGCCAAAGAAAUCUCAAGCUCGUCCCCUAAAAUCAGCCAAAAAGCCAGCUUCAGCGAAUAGCGCGAAUGUCUCGGCCGAAUUGAAAAAUUUGAAAUUCUAGUAAAAGCUUGAAUACCUAUGGGGUCUGGAGACAGAUGAGAAAUAUUCAAUUUCCCAAACUUUUGUUGUAGUCAUUAAAUAUAUCAAUCAAUUGAAAAAACUAACUAGUGUUAGCAAUCAGUUUAUUUGCCUUGUACAAGCUGUUCAUAAAAAUUUUAACCUGACGUUGUAAAAAUAACUACAUUUCCUAGAAAAAUCAUUUUAAUUUGUGUACAGUAA
Molecule: messenger RNA, 601 nt
Organism: Glossina fuscipes
Lineage: Eukaryota; Metazoa; Arthropoda; Insecta; Diptera; Glossinidae
Product: tRNA (guanine(37)-N1)-methyltransferase
Exons: 3
Coding region: 63-383 (106 amino acids)
Source: RefSeq, a predicted model, not a curated record